AUGGCGCAAACCGCGCGGCCACCGGAGACAACAACUAUGGCCAGUACGAAUGAAGAGCCGAAGCAACCGCCUCCGGAAACGCCGCAGAGCCUCUGGCUGCGGCGCGCAGUGAUAGCAUCCUUCUGGGCUGUCGUGGCCUUCCUGGGUCUCCCAGUAUGGUGGAGGACAACAGCCAUUUAUCGUGCCGAGCUGCCGCUACAGGACAUGAUGUCCUGGGCUAAUGCACAGGUUGGAACACCUGUCAAGGCUGCAUUUACUCCAUUGACCAGUACACAGGAAUGCAAGCUCGUCUUUCCCCUCCACAUCGCUGUAGAAGCCCCGCUGCCUUCCCACGACGUUCAUCAUCUGCUCGAAGCCACGCAGAACGCCCUCAACGACUUGAACAGCUUCCCCGCCCACCAACUGCGCCUCGCCUUCGCCGAACCGCCGCCGCCUGCCAAUGCCUCGCAACAGGUCAUCGUUGACGGCACCGGUCCGGCAAAGGAGGACGACACAGCUGCUCUAUCCGUCCGCUUGAUACCUGUGGAAACGGGAGCCACACCCCGUUCGCGAUUGCAACCAUACUCGACAAAUCUCGAUGUAUAUUUCUCGCCUAACCAAAUACCCUUACAGUCCUCGACCAGCUCGCCGCUCGCAACCUAUAUUGCUGGAGAGUUGCAUCAAUUGUAUGCACAGGAACAGGCGCAGUUGGCCAACCUGAUCUCUGAUGCAUCCUAUCGAAGCAGAUCCGCGUCUCCAGAUGUAGCAGCCCAGCUUCAGCGUCAAUCAGCACGCGCGUUCAAAUAUGCACCCACCUACCAUCUCACCUUUUCCUUGUUCACGCCUACAUCGACUCCAUCAGCCUGGGAUAUCGACGCCGCUUUGCGUCAGUAUAUGAGACCCAUUCUCGAAUCUUUCUCCGGGAUCAGCAAUUUCACCAUUGAUACCCAGGUCCAACUCUACGCCGGUUUCUCGCCUUCAAUCCGGCAACCAGAGUACGAUGACAACGCCAAAGCGUGGACCAUUUACAAAGAAGACGUCAGUGGCUUCAUCAACGCCGCCGAGUGGCCUCUGAGCCCCAGCAUCGGUCAAGGUCCGACGAUCAACUUCGCUCUCUAUGUUCCAGACGAAGGCCAAGCCCCGCUGCUCGUCCAGGGAAGCAGGGAUAACAGCUGGCUGAUCCCUCAGUGGGGCGGUGUCAUGAUCUUGAAUCCUCAAUCACGCGACCCCACCUUGACCAAAGAAGCGCUCGUGCCUGCCAUGCAAGUUUUCUCGACACAAUUGACCUCCCUUCUCGGCUUGCCGCAGACACCGGCCUCAUUGCCUCUACGCAUCUCAACGUUGAUACGUGUCCACGCCGCUUCGCUCAUAUUCUCAAGUUCGUCUACACUUGGCGCUCUUGCGCAGGUGUAUCAGAAGAUGCCUACCAUUCCAGUCCCGGACUCUGUCGCCAAAUCCGUCGAUCUGUCUUUAGCGCACCUUAAUCAAGCUUGUGAGAGCUUGCGCGAGGGCCGUUUCCAAGACGCCUUGGAGAACGCGAGAACUGCAAAUGGGGAAGCUGAAAAAGCAUUCUUUGAGCGGUCCAUGGUGGGCCAAGUCUACUUCCCAGACGAGCACAAAGUUGCGGUCUACCUACCUCUACUUGGUCCAGUGGCUGUUCCUCUGGUUAUGGCUGCGCUUAAGGAGGUAAAAGCCGGCAUUGCUGCCCUGAAGGGACGGUGA
Messenger RNA from Didymosphaeria variabile, 1701 nucleotides. Its product is annotated as GPI transamidase component. Gene Ontology annotation, biological process: attachment of GPI anchor to protein. The record is from RefSeq and is a predicted model, not a curated record. The transcript has a single exon. Lineage: Eukaryota; Fungi; Ascomycota; Dothideomycetes; Pleosporales; Didymosphaeriaceae. Bases 1 to 1701 code for a protein of 566 amino acids. Gene Ontology annotation, cellular component: GPI-anchor transamidase complex.